Molecule: messenger RNA, 3083 nt
Organism: Peromyscus leucopus (white-footed mouse)
Lineage: Eukaryota; Metazoa; Chordata; Mammalia; Rodentia; Cricetidae
Gene: Cep41
Product: centrosomal protein 41
Exons: 11
Coding region: 613-1629 (338 amino acids)
Biological process (GO): protein polyglutamylation; cilium assembly
Cellular component (GO): ciliary basal body
Source: RefSeq, a predicted model, not a curated record
GGUUCCCUAUUCUGCAGGCCAGGGGGGAGUGCCUGUUUCUACCUCAGACAGCUUCACACUGGACCAUGGUUUUGCCCGAGAGAAGCUGAGGAAAGGCACUUUGGGCAGUGAUCUGUCUGAACUGGCGACAUCAGGAGGAACAGUCCCCGCCAGUGCGGCACAGGAGCGAGCACAUGCAGGAGAUGAAGGUGGGAAGGGACGGCUGCCUGCACAGGACACAUGCUCUUCGUAUCUGUGACCAGACACAGGCCGCAGCAAGGAAGCUCUUGGUUCUGAGCUUGCCCUUCCUUGCCAGCCUUUGCAUUCUCCUCAGGAGUUUGAUAUGGGAGAUUGUCUGCCCUUGGAUUCCAAGGGUUAACUGCCAGAACACAGCACAGCACACAGCAAAUAGACAUAGACAUCUCUGCCGACCGACCGUCAGCUCACCCCGAGCCCAGCAUGAGCCUCAGCUGCCACAGAGCAGAUGCCAUGGCAGUGACAUCUGUGGAGCCCCAGAGAGCCUGCCAGCAUCUGGAGCAUCUGGAUCCUGCCUGACACACUUAUCUGACCAGACGGAUACCACAGAACCCAAGGUAUCAACAUAUCAAGUCAAGACUGGAUACUGGGAACAGUAUGACCAAAUACAUCGAGAAGCUAGAAGAGAUUAAAAAAAAUUAUAGAUACAAAAAAGAUGAACUUUUCAAGAGACUAAAAGUUACCACUUUUGCCCAGCUGGUCAUUCAAGUUGCUUCCCUGUCAGAUCAAACACUGGAAGUGACAGCUGAGGAGAUUCAGAGGCUGGAAGACAAUGACUCUGCAACUCCAGAGGCUGAUGCUGAAGUUGCUGCCGAGACCAAUGGGAGAGGGAGCCCUGGGGAGCAGCCACCCAGUCCUGUCCAGUUCAUCAACAGCCCGGAAACAGGCGACUCAAGUCGCUCCACUCUCCAGAGCGUCAUCAGUGGCGUUGGGGAACUGGAUGUAGACAGAGGGCUAGUGAAAAAGGAAGAGCCCAGUGGUAAAGACAAGCCUUAUCCGGACUGCCCCUUCCUGCUGCUAGAUGUGCGGGACAAAGACUCUUAUCAGCAGUGCCACAUUGUCGGGGCUUACAGUUACCCAAUUGCAACUCUGUCCAGGACAAUGAACCCCUAUUCAAACGAUAUUCUUGAGUAUAAAAAUGCUCACGGCAAGAUCAUCAUUCUCUACGACGACGACGAGAGGCUGGCGAGCCAGGCGGCCACCACCAUGUGUGAACGCGGGUUCGAAAACCUCUUCAUGCUUUCUGGGGGUCUGAAAGUCUUAGCUCAGAAAUUCCCAGAAGGACUGGUCACUGGUGCCCUGCCAGCCUCUUGCCAGCAGGUCCUCCCUCAUGCUUCUGCCCGGAAACGAUCCAGCCCCAAAAUGCCACCCCUGCCAGCUGAGAACAAAUGGAGAUUUACCCCAGAAGACUUGAAAAAGAUAGAAUGUUAUCUGGAAGCGGAGCAGGGCCUGGCAGACAAUCAUAGCCGAACGAACCAGAAUAACUCCGGCGGAAGAGACUUGAAGGUGCCUGCUGGCCGCAGUGGCCAGAACCUGCCCACCGGGGGCCCUGCUGGCCACUCGAACCCCCGCACACCCAACAGCGGUCACCUGCAAGGCAAACCCUGGAAGUGAAGACCUGUGUCAUGUAGUCCAAUAAAUGUCCCCUCCUUUUGGAACCCCCAGCACUCCCAACUUGGUCAUUUGCAGAACUGGUGUAGAGAAAAGCCCCACUCCAGGCCAGACCAGGCCCGCUCCUCCUGUUUGCAGCCCCUCCCUUCACUCAGGAAGGAUUUUGACAGAUGACCACAAGAACCAGAGGCUUGACAGGCUCUCCUGCCCUCUCUCUUGUUUACAGGAUAGCCAUGUCUCUGGAAACUGAAUAGGAAAAGAGAAAGAUACUUUCUUUUAAAUAAGGUCCAGCCUGUUUGGUCUGUAACCAGUGUUGUUUUGUAAUAAUUCCCUCACAUCUGCUGGUGUGUUCUUCCCAGCCAGCUUUUUUUCAUUCACUGUUGAUUUCAUGAAAGAUUCUCCAGGUGGGCCUGCAUUGGCCCCUGUCCCGAGGGGUGCAGAUGCGUCUUGGUUCCCGCAGCCCACGGGCCCAGUGGGGACCCCCCCCCCAGGCCAGGUGCCUGGCUGAGUCACUGAGCCUGUGUGCUGCAGGCUCUGCUGGGAGUUUGAGGCUGAGGAGUCUUUAAGCAUGGUUCCAUCUUACUGGUUUAGCAGAGAGGCGCUAUGCCAAAUAAUCCCCUUGUUAAAUGGUUCCUGAGACCAAAAAGGUGUGUGCUCAGCUGCCCUAACACCUAAAGGAGGGCCUAGUAGAGGAAGGUGCCAGCGUCUUCCAGCUCGGUGCUGAGAGCCCCGGAAGGCCACCACAGCUGGCCCCUCCAUUGUGAGCCUUAGAUCAAUUAAAAUUUCCCAUUGCCUAGUUUGAGCCCAGCUGUGUUAGCUGGCUAGCAAUCACAGUCACUUGAGAGCAUCAGGGUCGUCCUCGCUCAGGCAAGGGGAAGGCACAGGUGAGGAGGACUCCCGAGUCCUCUGUCAGGGCUGACAACCCUCGAGCCCUUGCCUAAAAAUACAGUAUUAGUCUAAUUGAGUAAUGAGUGCAAUUUCCUGCUUGCUUUUCAUUCUCACGACUGAGCUGUGAUUAGGAGGCUGUGAUUAUAGAUUCUGGUUUUGGCCGGAAUUUUGAAUUGGCAUUAAUUGAAUUGCUAGAUGACUGACAUCCAUUCUCUUUAAUUGGGGGAACAAAAGACCUCAGGUAAGGAUGAGGCGCAUGAAGUCACGGGAAGGAAGAGCCCUGUUAAUUUUUAUGGUCUGUGAUCGGAGCUGUGAUAAGGGACUAAGGAAUAAAUUGUGCUCUUUGUCAUGGCAACCAGUUUCUGAAAAGCCAACUGAAAAUUGCCUAUCCUUAGGUGGUUACUGCUGCUGGGUAAGAUUCACCUUAACAGUACUAUUUUCUCACCACUAAAAAAAAAAAAAAAAGGAAAAAGAAAAAGGCCCUACAGUAUUUCUAGCAUGAGGGCUGUGUUUGUAAGAGAAAUAAACGUAAUAAAUAUCUCAUGGAGACAUGGAGACAUAUGGAAAAA